CGCGUCACGUACACAGCACACAGAUGGAGCAGAGUCGCAAAACUUCCUCCAGCCUUCACCAUCACAUUCAGUAACUUAUAUACACUUGUAUACACACACACACACACACACGUCAUGGCCGCGUGUUUAGUGCCAGACUUCCCAGCUGUGAACAUUGCACUGGAACAUCUGGGCGAAUUAGAUAAGCAGCUGAAAGCAGAGGGAGUGUCGUUCAGUCAAGAAGCCAGCCAUCACCUGAGCAAGAUAGCAGAUGCCAUUAAAGAACUGGAGGCAUCCAGGAAAGCCGUGCAUGAGGAACUCGAGGUGGAAACGAUCGAAACGGGAAAACUGCGCCAUCAGCUCCUGAGCCAGCACGAUGAUAUCCUUGCUGAAAUAUCAGCCGCCGUGGCCGCUGCUAGAGAUGCGAACACGGCCGAGAUGAAUCAGCUCCAGCUGGAGAUGGCGAACGUCGUGCGGGAGAUCGAGUCGAUGGAGAAGAGACGGAAACUUCUGGAGGAAGAAAACGUCCUUCUUUUUAAAUAUUUCCGUAGACCAGAGCACCAGCUUCUGAGCGCCAGCUACACCGAGCUCACUGAGCAGCUCAACAGCCAGCUGUCAGAGAAAGCCGAUACACAGAUUAUGCUGAAUGAAACGAGGAACGAGAUCCAGUCUACGAAGGAGAAGAUUGCUCGAGUGCACUCAACCAGGAAAGAUCUGCAGGACAACCUGACCAGGGAGAGGAAGCAGUUUGAAGAAACAAAGAAAAUGCUCAAGAAAGAGAUUGACGAGACGAUGAACGCCAUUCAGGAGCAGACGAAGACGAACGCUGAGCUGCACAAAGAGCUGAACAUGGCUUUAGCUGAGCUCAUGAAGAAAGAGGAGAAAGUUGACGGGCUUUCAAAUCAAAUCUCACUGUUGGAGAGAAGUACGGUCAGACUGAAGACAUCACAACGGAAACACGAAGAACAGAUCGAGGACACGAUCGAAAAAUCAGACGAGCUCACAAAGCAGAAAAAGCUCCGUGAGAAAGAGCUACGAGAGCUGAGAGAGGAAUUGAACCUGCAGCUGCUCAAGCUUCAGGAGAACAUCGGAACGGUGGAACGAGAGAUAGAAGAAGAACAGAAGGAGAACAGCGUUCGUCUCGAGGCCAUCUCUAAGCUUUCAUCCAUCUUCAGAGCUCAGAGGAAAAAGGAAGACGAUGCUUUGGCGGAUCAGAGCAACCUGAGCAGAGAACUGGAAAAAUCGAAGCAGAGGCUGGAUGAGCGCUUCGCCUCGAUCGGCAAAUAUAAACUUCAAAUCAAAGAGAUGGAGGAAGAGAUGAAAGAGCUUCAUGAAGCCAACAAAAUCAGUGUGGAGAUGUUUCAGAAGAACCUGGUGGUGCUCGAGGGGCAGCUGGCCAAAGUGAAGAAGAACAGGGCAGCGUUUGAGGUCGAGAGAGAAGAACUCUGUCUGCAGAUGGAAACUCUUAAAGAGCAGCACGAAGACAAUGUGAGAAAACUCUGUUCAGCCAUCUCGUUAGACAAGACAAGAUACAGCGAGUUAGCUGAGGAGAAGAAGAAACUCAAAGAACACGAAGUCAUGAGCUAUUUAAUCGAGGAACUAACACACCGGAUCUCCAGAGUGGAAGAGGCGCGUAAACAGACGGAAAUCAAGUACAAUGAUGAAAUACAGCAACUCAACGUGGAGGCUGAGUCAAUCUCUCAAGCUCGACUGGAUGAAGAAAAGGAGCUGAAGGAUCAGGAGACAGUGCUGUCAAAGGCCGAGGCUCAGUUUGACGCUGAUCAAUCUCGACAUCGAACCCUCAAACAACAAACAACCGAGCUGAAGGCCAGAAAAUAUCAUCUGGAGCUUUCGAUACAAGAGGUGAAAGAGCGAACAGCAGCGAUGCUACAGCCAAAGGAAGAUCUGAAGAAGGAUCUGCAGACUUUACGUGAGAACCACAUGGAGCUCCUGCGCUCUCACGCCCAGCAGAUCAGCGCCACAGAGAGGAGCGUUUAUGAGAACGGACUGAUGCUGGAGCAAGCGAACAUGGAAAACAGUCGCCUACAUCUGCGUAUUGAACAAAUGAAGGAGGACAUCAUUAACGCAAGGAAAGAGAAAGAGAAGCACACACAGGAAACGGGCUGGAUGAAAGAGGAAGUGCAGUCCAUCUACAGAAGUUUAGUGGAAGCCUGGAUCAGAGAUAAACUGGCUACAGAGGAAUCUGUAGAAAAAGACCAGAAGGUUUUGGAAGCCAUGCAGACAUUCAUGCUGCAGGUCCAGGAAAGGAAGGAGCACAUCGGAAGCAUCAACGGCAGGCUGGAGGCGGAGCUAAAGGCCAUGAGCACACUGCUAGAAAUGACUAAACCUAAACAGAAACCAAUGACAAGCUGAAAGAGAAAAUAUAAGCAGCAACAGCAGGUAAUAUAUUUGAUGAAUGUUCCACAGAACAACUAGGAACGUAACUAUAAAUGGAUAAAACUUGCAAUUGUCAGCAAAUUGCUGUGGUGUAAAAGGAAUAAAGCACCUUGUGACGAUC
This is a messenger RNA of Ictalurus furcatus (blue catfish), 2497 nucleotides long. It is a transcript of the gene ccdc175, whose product is annotated as coiled-coil domain containing 175. NCBI's taxonomy places the organism in Eukaryota, Metazoa, Chordata, Actinopteri, Siluriformes, Ictaluridae. The record is from RefSeq and is a predicted model, not a curated record. The coding region runs from base 115 to 2352 and encodes 745 amino acids. The transcript is spliced from 20 exons.